Molecule: messenger RNA, 2140 nt
Organism: Myotis myotis
Lineage: Eukaryota; Metazoa; Chordata; Mammalia; Chiroptera; Vespertilionidae
Gene: GNA13
Product: G protein subunit alpha 13
Exons: 4
Coding region: 150-1283 (377 amino acids)
Biological process (GO): Rho protein signal transduction; adenylate cyclase-activating G protein-coupled receptor signaling pathway
Cellular component (GO): brush border membrane; heterotrimeric G-protein complex
Molecular function (GO): guanyl nucleotide binding; GTPase activity; D5 dopamine receptor binding
Source: RefSeq, a predicted model, not a curated record
UCAGUUCGCUCCUUCCCUCCCUCCCCCGGCGCGCUCCGGCCGCCGCAGCGCUCCCCGCCCUCGAGCCGCGGUGCCGGAGUCGCCCGGCGCCCGAAGAAGAGGUGGAGGGAGCCGGAGAGGCCCGCCGAGGCGGCGGCGGCGGCGGCAAGAUGGCGGACUUCCUGCCGUCGCGGUCCGUGCUGUCCGUGUGCUUCCCCGGCUGCGUGCUGACGAGCGGCGAGGCCGAGCAGCAGCGCAAGUCCAAGGAGAUCGACAAAUGCCUGUCCCGGGAGAAGACCUACGUGAAGCGGCUGGUGAAGAUCCUGCUGCUGGGCGCGGGCGAGAGCGGCAAGUCCACCUUCCUGAAGCAGAUGCGGAUCAUCCACGGGCAGGACUUCGACGAGCGCGCGCGCGGGGAGUUCCGCCCCACCAUCUACAGCAACGUGAUCAAAGGUAUGAGGGUGCUGGUAGAUGCUCGAGAGAAGCUUCAUAUUCCUUGGGGAGAUAACUCAAACCAACUCAAUGGAGACAAGAUGAUGUCAUUUGAUACCCGUUCCCCCUUGGUGGCCCAGGGACUGGUGGAAACUCGAGUUUUUUUACAAUAUCUUCCUGCUAUAAGAGCAUUAUGGGCAGACAGCGGCAUACAGAAUGCCUAUGACCGACGUCGAGAAUUUCAACUGGGUGAAUCUGUAAAAUAUUUCCUGGAUAACUUGGAUAAACUUGGAGAACCAAAUUAUGUUCCAUCACAACAAGAUAUUCUGCUUGCCCGAAGGCCCACCAAAGGCAUUCAUGAAUACGACUUUGAAAUUAAAAAUGUUCCCUUUAAAAUGGUCGAUGUAGGUGGUCAAAGAUCAGAAAGAAAACGUUGGUUUGAGUGCUUCGACAGUGUGACAUCAAUACUUUUCCUUGUUUCCUCAAGUGAAUUUGACCAGGUGCUUAUGGAAGACCGACUGACCAAUCGCCUUACAGAAUCUCUGAACAUUUUUGAAACAAUCGUCAAUAACCGGGUUUUCAGCAAUGUAUCCAUAAUUCUCUUCUUAAACAAGACAGAUUUGCUUGAGGAGAAAGUGCAAAUUGUGAGCAUCAAAGACUAUUUCUUAGAAUUUGAAGGGGAUCCCCACUGCUUAAGAGACGUCCAAAAAUUCCUGGUGGAGUGUUUCCGUAACAAACGCCGGGACCAGCAGCAGAAGCCCUUGUACCACCACUUCACCACUGCUAUUAACACCGAAAACAUCCGCCUGGUUUUCCGUGACGUGAAGGAUACUAUUCUUCAUGACAACCUCAAGCAGCUUAUGCUACAGUGAUAUACAAAAGACUUGCUGUUUUAAUGCCUUUUUGUCUUUUUUAUUGUUUUCUGUUUGUUUUGUUUUUUCAAAUAGUUUACAACAGAAAUUAGAAAAAUCUUGAUGCUGUGUUGAAGUUCUUUGAAAUCUGAGUCCUUCUUCUGCAGACUUUGGUUUGUGGCUGAAAGCUGCUGAAUAACAACACAUUGCCAAUAUCUGCUGAAGUUUAGGCUUUGAUCGGUUUCGCUAUGGCUUCCAUUAGAGUGGAGUUGUAAUUUUCUGCCAAACCUCAGUCGAGGUAUAGUUCAGGCUUUAACACCUUCCACUUUCAAACUGAAUUGUCCUGUAGUGCCAAGUAUAGCAGGUGUCCUUGAGUAUUUGUAGUAUGAGGUUGAGAAUAUUCAGUUCUAAAACAAAUAAGAUACCUUUUGUCUGCCUGACACAUAGCAGCAACACUCGUGCCUAGCUUUAUGGUGACCUAUUUUGAAAUGACUAUUGGAAAAAAUUUUGAUCUUAGGAAUGACAUUCUAUAGAUUCACCAGAUUUAGCCUUCAUGUAUUUUUCAUACAUGCAUAACAGUUGUUUUGUUUUAAAAUUUCUGUGGUUCCUAAAGGUAAUGUUUUUAGUGUUUUAAAGUUUACAUGAGGAUUUCUGGUUUGAUGCUAAUGGAAGUUCACAAAUGGUACGGGGGAGCAAAAGGCAAGCAAGUGCCAUAUAUAGUGUUUUGGUCAAAGUUAUGAGUGAAAUACAAUUUACCCUUUUCAUAUUUAAAUAUGUAAUAAAAGUGUCGGAUGUGAAACAUCUUGGCGAUGGCAGUAACUAAAAAUUGCAAGCAACUUGAUAACAGAACUUUCUAAAUAAACAUAACCUUUCCAGAU